This is a messenger RNA of Melopsittacus undulatus (budgerigar), 2706 nucleotides long. It is a transcript of the gene IGFBP4, whose product is annotated as insulin like growth factor binding protein 4. Bases 1 to 810 code for a protein of 269 amino acids. The transcript has 4 exons. The record is from RefSeq and is a predicted model, not a curated record. Gene Ontology annotation, biological process: regulation of insulin-like growth factor receptor signaling pathway. Gene Ontology annotation, molecular function: insulin-like growth factor II binding; insulin-like growth factor I binding. Gene Ontology annotation, cellular component: extracellular region. Lineage: Eukaryota; Metazoa; Chordata; Aves; Psittaciformes; Psittaculidae.
AUGCGCGGGGCCGCGGGGUGCGCGCUGCCGCCGGUGCCGCCGGUGCCGCCGGUGCUGCCGGUGCUGCUGCUGCUGCUGGCGGCGGCGGCGGGGCCGGGCGGCGGCGAGGAGGCGAUCCAGUGCCCGCCGUGCUCGGAGGAGCGGCUGGCGCGAUGCAAGGCACCGCAGGGCUGCGCGGAGCUGGUGCGGGAGCCAGGCUGCGGGUGCUGCGCGACCUGCGCGCUCGGCCGCGGCACCGCCUGCGGGGUCUACACCGCCCGCUGCGGCGCCGGGCUCCGCUGCUACCCCCCCCGCGGCGUGCCCCGGCCCCUGCACACCCUCAUGCACGGCCAGGGCAUCUGCACCGACCUGGCCGACGUCGAGGCCAUCCAGGAGAGCCUCCAGCCCCCAGAGAAGGAGGAGAUCGACCACCCCAACAACAGCUUCAGCCCCUGCAGCAUCCACGACCGCAAGUGCCUGCAGAAGCAGCAGGCGAAGCGGGUCAACAACGGCAACAAGAUGCGCAACAGCGGGAGCCCAUAUCACCGUGAGGAGACACGGCCCAUAGCACAGGGCUCGUGCCAGAGCGAGCUGCACCGGGCGCUGGAGCGGCUGGCCGCCUCGCAGACCCGCACGCACGAGGACCUCUAUGUCAUCCCCAUCCCCAACUGCGACCGCAACGGCAACUUCCACCCCAAGCAGUGUCACCCGGCGCUGGACGGGCAGCGGGGCAAGUGCUGGUGCGUGGACCGCAAGACUGGGGUGAAGCUGCCGGGGUUCCUGGAGCUGAAGGGGGACUUGGACUGUCACCAGCUGGCAGACAGCAUGUGAGCGUGACCGGGACACCCGCCGGGGCUGCGCAGGACAGGAAGAGAGGGGCCACGAUGGUGGAGCAGCUCCUGUGUGCAGAGGACCCUGCCAUGCAGCCUGGCUCUCUGCGGUGCUCGGUGCCCCAGCACAGGGCACAGCACCGCGACCUGCGCCAUGACCACUACCUGCCAGUGCCGAGGGGCCCCCGGCACACCUCCAUCCUGCACAGACACGCACUGGGACUGAUGCUGCACUGGGGCCGGUAUCACCACAACAUCCUCCUGCCCCUUGAUGCUGCUCCCACCCCGUGGUAACCCUCUGGUUUUCAUCCUGCCCCCGGUGAAGUGGUGUGGCCAUGGACAUGCCAGUGGCUGCACCAGCAGCAUCAGCCCUGCCCACGGUGCAUUGUGUCCACACUGGACCUCUGCAGGUGGCAGCAGCAGAAGUGCCUCAUCCUGCCCUCACUGGCAGCUGGCAUGGGCUGGGGGUGCCCAAAGAGACCCCCCCUACUGCCCCUGCCUGCCUGGAGCCCUCCCUGCCUGCACCUCACCCAGUGUGUGUGCACCAUGGGCACCGCAGCCACACAGAGCAAUAAGAAACCUUCCCCCUCCCCACUGCAGCCCCCAAACCACAGCCUGGGUCCUGCCUGCCCCAUGGCCCAGCCCCAUCCCUGCACAGGGACAAAGCCAGUGGCCGCAGCAUUAUCCUCCCAUCCAUCCAUCCAUCCAUCCAUCCAUCCAUCCAUCCAUCCCAUCUCCCCAUGCCCGGUCCCCAUGGAUGAGGGGGGUCAUGCACCCCCAGGCAUGUCUUCUUCCAACUUGGCCGACAUGACAAAACCAGGAUGAGUUUCUGGUGCAUCCCAGGAUGGGAUCUUCAGGUUUCACCAGCACCAAGUUCUCAGCUGGGAAAUUGUCACCACUUUUGUAAUGAUUUUUUUUCCUUAAUUCCCUUUUUUUGUAUUAUUUUUUAAGCUGGGCUGGAAGUUUUCACCGGGAUGGCUUUAGGUGAGGAGUGGCCUUGCUGGCUGCUGUGGUGGGUACCAAAGAUGGAGGGGAUUUUGCUGAUCCCCCCCUCCAGACCCAUCCCCUGGCUCCACGGCCUCAGUGGGAGGUUUUGGUUUUCCAUGUGGAUUCUCCCUGGUGGAUGCCAAGGCUCCAAUGGGAAGGAAAUGUUUCAGUUUUAGUGAAACACCCUGUGCCUCCCAGCAGCUGCCUGGCACAGCAUGGCACAGCAUGGCAUGGCAUGGCACAGCAUGGCACGGCACAGCAUGGCACAGCACGGCACGGCACAGCAGCUCCCAGCACCAGCGAGGAUGUCCCCACAUGUCUCGGCAGCAGUGCUGCCAUCCCUGGCCGGAUGGUGAGGACGGAGCAGGGAUGGGGCUGGCACCAGGCUCAGUUUGCAGCUCAUCAGCACGGCUGUGUCUGGCUUCUCAGCCUUGUGCUGGUGUCCUUGGGACACAUCCUGCGUCCCCACGUGUCCCAGCAUGGCCCAGUGCCCUGCUGGGCUCCUGGAUCUCCUGCCUGGCAUCCCCAGGGAUGCUGCUGGGCACCAGAGCAGGUCCCAGUGCCGGUCCAUGCGCUGCACUGGCAGCACCGCGCCAGAUCCCAUAGGACCUCUCCUGGUCUGGGGUGGCCAGGGGGUGGCUGUGCAGGGACCAGGGACUUCUGUAUCCAGCUCAGAGGGCUCCAGUGUUUUGUAUUGUCUCUCCUGUAGGUUAAGGCUGUAUUUACACACGAUCAUAUACCAGCGUAAGGCUCCCCAACCCCAGCUGCGUUUUUCCAUGCCGAUGUGAUUUACGUCAGUUCCUCCCGGGCCAAGCCCAUCCCUUCAGCCUCCCAUGUAGCACCGACCCCUUUUACAGUAAACUUGAACCUUUGUAUCGUCAACAAGGAACAAAAGUAAUUCCUGUAGUAA